AUGGCUGAGCAGUAUUCCGCUGGACAUGACAAAAAACCAACACAGAAGAUCACGCAACUGUUGCGCACUGAACAGGGCAGGGACAGGAUAUUCCACUCUGUGUUUGUUCAUAGGGAUCAUAGGAAGAAAAAAGCUACUUCAUACUUGGGAACCAGCCAGGAAUUGAUUGAUUUUGAUGUGGAGUGGCCUGUUAAGCAGGAUUUAGCAGAGUAUGACAGAGAGACCAGUAAGGAAAAACAAGAUAGUCUUCACCACCUCACAUGGUUGGCGUUACACAGAUAUACACAGCGGUCUGAUGCUCAACCAGAUUUGUUUCAUUCAGAUGGUUUCACAAUGUUUGACGAACUCCUGUAUUCAACGACUAAUCUCAAGGUCGUACGUCCAGAAAGCCUGUGCAAGCUGGACACCAUUGCUUUCCUGUACGCCACUGUGUACACCACCUUGGGAAGAUUAGAAGAACAGAAACGUACGAUUGGUGAAGAUUUGGACAGACCAUUUCUCCUUCCAGCAAUAGUUUCUGAAAGUCUCUGCUCCCCACAGCAGGCCGAUUGGUGGAAAGCAGCAUACAAACUUGUCAACAAUGCUGCUGGCGAGGAUCUUGCCAGUCUGAGGGUCACCCUUCAGAGGGGCCUUGAGGUGGUACGUGCCACUGGUAUUCAUGGCCUGUCUGCACAGCUGGUCGUCCAACUUGCCAGGACCUUCCAACACCAGGCCAGUGCAAAGAUAAACCCAUCCACACCAGAGAGUCAGAGAACACAAUUGGCUGCUAGGGCUGUCCACUACUGGAAGGCAGCUCUGAACAUUCUGGAAAAACUAAAUCAGUAA
Molecule: messenger RNA, 825 nt
Organism: Priapulus caudatus
Lineage: Eukaryota; Metazoa; Priapulida; Priapulimorpha; Priapulimorphida; Priapulidae
Product: RANBP2-like and GRIP domain-containing protein 1
Exons: 6
Coding region: 1-825 (274 amino acids)
Source: RefSeq, a predicted model, not a curated record